UUUAUCUUUUGAUGAGUAGCAUCAAUCAGCUUAGCUUAAAAAGCACAAAAAGAGGGGAAAAGUAAGUCAUAGAUUCCAGAGGCAGAGGCUACUGAUUGAAUGGCAUAUGCCCACAAACCCAGCAACAAGACAAAUCAGAGCCCACCUAACAACCCCAGAAGAAGAAGAAAACCCCACCCCACAUAUUUGAAUUAUUAUAAUUAAAUUAUCAAUCAAAAUAUAUUCUUUGCAUAAUCCCAAGUCCCAUUCCCUCCUUAACAUUGCGUCUUCCAUUUCAUUCUCUCUCUCUCUCUCUCUCUCUCUCAAACAUGCGUGUUGUUACAACAGAGGCACCAACAACAGUAGCAGAACACAUCAAAUGGAGAAGACCCAGAAACCAAUUGAGCCAGCGCAACCACAUCAUUGCAGAAGAAACAGAUCCAAGGCCACAAAUUCAAUCCACAAGGUGCAAGUCCACCAUUUCCUCCCUGCUCCUCUCCACAUUCUCCAACAACAGCAAUGAUGGCGGGUCACAGAGCAGGAAAAAGAGCAACUUUUCAGCAGCAGCGACGUUGAGGGGGCUGGGGUGCACGGCGGGGGCGCCGCAGGAGGUAUCGGUGCCGGCGGUGAUUCGAAACUCGGCGGAAUGGGAAGGAAAGAAGGUGAGAAAGAAGAAGCACAAGAGAAGCAGCAAGGGAAGUUGCAGCAAUAAUGGCGUGGAUGUGGAUUUUCAAGAUGUGUGGUGUGGCACCGCACACGGAAUAGGGUUCUCUGCCGAUUGUGUUGUUGGCACUUCCAGGAAGAAUGCCUCUUCUUCUUCACGACCCAAAAUUGAUGUUCACAAAAUCAAUCACAGACAGCGUUCAUCUUCUUGUUUGGGAAGGCGCAGUGUGAACCCAGAAACCAUCUCGCUUCUCGACACUGAUCCUAGCGACGUCUUCACUCCGCGCUCUGCCUCCUCCGAGUUCGCAUACUAUCGCCACCUUCCAGAUCCUUCCACCGAUGCUUUUCCUGAGAUUAUGAUGCUUCAAGGAGGUAUAAUCAUGGGGAGUAGAUACUCACACGAUCAAUUCAGAGAUUUGAGACUUGAUGUUGAUAACAUGUCCUAUGAACAAUUGCUUGAGCUCGGUGAGAGAAUUGGUUAUGUCAACACUGGACUUAAAGAAAAUGAGAUGGGUGGCAACAUAAGGAAAACUAAGCUUCAAAUUUCAGAUGAUGCAUCAAACCAUCAAGUAGAUAAAACGUGUACCAUUUGCCAGGAGGAGUAUGAAGCUGCUGAUGAAUUGGGGAGGUUACAUUGUGAGCACAGCUAUCACUUCCACUGUAUAAAACAAUGGGUUGCUCACAAGAAUUUCUGUCCAGUGUGUAAGCAACAAGUUGUGGCUCGCAACAAUUGAAGGACACACACACCCUCAUGGUUAUUUUUUUGAAAGUUGCAUCUUUUCAUCAUUAAAUUGGUGUAUAGUCUUCAUAUCCAAUCCAAUCCAAUAUAAACAACGAUUUUCAUUUGUUUCUGUCAAUCUUUUUUGAACAUUAAUCUCCUUUGUGAGGAGUCGGCAAUAUAUGAUAGUGUGAAGGUUUCUAGAUUGGAUGAGAUCUUUGCAUAAUAUUAUACUCGAGUGACCCUUGCUUGUGAGUAGAUUACUCUUUUUGAGUUUUUCCAUUUUUUUGGUCAAUGGAGUUUGUGUCUUUUCUGAUAAA
Arachis duranensis is the source of this 1680-nucleotide messenger RNA. RefSeq lists its product as uncharacterized. Gene Ontology annotation, molecular function: ubiquitin protein ligase activity. NCBI's taxonomy places the organism in Eukaryota, Viridiplantae, Streptophyta, Magnoliopsida, Fabales, Fabaceae. The record is from RefSeq and is a predicted model, not a curated record. Bases 309 to 1376 code for a protein of 355 amino acids. The transcript is spliced from 5 exons.